This is a messenger RNA of Malaclemys terrapin pileata, 4222 nucleotides long. Its product is annotated as sigma non-opioid intracellular receptor 1-like. Gene Ontology annotation, cellular component: endoplasmic reticulum. The record is from RefSeq and is a predicted model, not a curated record. The transcript is spliced from 4 exons. NCBI's taxonomy places the organism in Eukaryota, Metazoa, Chordata, Testudines, Emydidae. Bases 12 to 680 code for a protein of 222 amino acids.
GGCGGGGCGGGAUGUGGGCGCUGGGGCCGCGCGCGCUGCGGGCCGGGCUGGCGCUGCUGGGCCUGGCGCUGCUGGCCCAGGGGCUGCGGAGCUGGGUCGCCUCCCGCCCCUUCGAGUUCCGGCCCGAGGAGAUCGCGGAGCUCGGCCGGAUCCAGGCGGGCUUGGACCAUGAGCAGGCCUUCUCCAAGAUCAUCGUGGAGCUGCGGAAGAAGCACCCAGGCCACAUCCUGCCGGACGAGGACCUGCAGUGGGUGUUUGUCAACGCAGGCGGGUGGAUGGGCUCCAUGUGCCUGCUCCACGCCUCGCUCACCGAGUACGUGCUGCUCUUCGGGACGGCUGUUGACACCGGGGGGCACUCGGGUCGGUACUGGGCUGACAUUUACUACGCCAUCAUCUCAGGGACCUUCAGGCAGUGGAAGGAGGGGACAACCAGAAGUGAAAUCUAUUACCCAGGGGACACCAUAGUGCAGAAAUCCGGAGAGGCCACGGCUGUCCAGUGGAGCGCCGGCACCUGGAUGGUGGAGUACGGCCAUGGCUUCAUCCCCCCCUCGCUCGUGUUUGUGUUGGCCGACACCAUCUUCAGCACUCAGGACGUUGUCACCUUCUUCUACACCCUCCGGAUUUGUGCCAAAGCCUUGCUCCUGGAAGCCAGUACCUACUUCAGCCACCUGGCCCAGUGAGACCACCCUCCGCAAGCACCAACACAACCUCAAAGGAAGGGAUUCCCCUUUCCCAUCCCCCACCACCUCCUGCCAAUUGUACUGGAAAGGCAGUGGGCAAGAGAACCUCUGUCCCCAUGUGCAGGCGUGCCAGGUGGGCUGACCGUUCGCCGUAUCCGCCUGCCGCAGCGAGCACUCAGCCGGGGGAGAAACCGGCAAUAACAGAUAAUGGAUAAACGUAGAUCACUAUUUUUUUAAUAUCCAAAUGUUCCUCUAUAUUUCUGUAACUAGACUGCAGCCACUGAGCUGCCACGUGCGUGCAUUUGUGUGUGUGUGUGUGUGUGUGUGUGUGUCCCCGUGCCCUCGGUCGGCAGCAGGCAACGCUAGCCUGCGUGUGCGUGAGAGAGACCCGUGGCUCUGCAGCCAGAUGCCCUCUGUUGCCGUCUCUCGUGUUCUCUGAAAGCCGGGGGCCUAUGAAAAACCAGUCGGGGGGAGGGGGAUGUGCGCUAUGGAUUGUUGUCUGCAUACACACUCUGCGCAUGAUCGAAACCAUUCCCAGCAGGGGUAUACCUAGCAUAAGACCAACUGCUGAGCUCAUGUGUCCCCAGAUGAACCAGGAGUAACUGCAGUGGAGUAAUUGGGGUUCAGCUAGUUACUGAAGACUGUGGGGCAGGAAAGCAGCUGUUCCAAACCUGUGGGCUGCUUUCCCCGUAGGUCCUCACAGCUGUUACUCCUGGGGAAAUUUUGCACCACUGCGCGUGCGCAGAAACACGUCCCCCUGCAGCUUCUCUUCGCUUUGCCGCAGAAAAAUGUUUUUUGUGGGGAAGCAAAAAGAAGUUGUACCAGCGCUCACUCACCACUCCCCAGCAGCGUGGGUGCAUGUGUUCAGGCACCCAGAGCAACCGGGAGAGAGGUAAGUCACCGUGGGGCAAGGGGGAGUCUGGGGAUGCCCUGGCCACCCAGGGACAUUAGUCCUGUUUGGGGGGGGAUGGGAGGGAGGAGGAAAAAUCAAACUGAAAGCAGCCCUUUAAGCUUUCUUUAGCAGUGUGCUCGUGCACAGAGAAGAGGAUUGGAUGACCAAAAGUCAAUCACGCUCUCUGUCGGAAAAUUUAAAAACAAAAAAAGAGGGAGCCCCACCCCUGGGAAAGCCCCAAAACAAGCAGCAAGUGAAGUAUAGACACAAUAGCCUAAUAGAACAAAUACCCCAAGAAAGAAGCCAAAAUCUGCUCCCUGUGAGCGGGUUUGGCAACUGGAGGUGUGGCUUGGGGGAGGGGGGUCCAGCUUUGUGGGAGCUGGGCAGAUGGGGAGCAGCUCCCUAUACAGGGACCCCUCCCCCCACUUACUGGCCCCAUGGCUCCUCAGCCACGAGGAGAGGGAUCACUAUAGGGGGAGCUCCUCUCUCUGUCUGCCCAACACCCUGUGUAUCUGGACCCCCUGCCAAGCCUUACCCAUGCUGCACCUGGAAACCCCUCCUGCAUCAGGAGCCCACCCACUCCCCCAGAGCCUCACCCCCUGCAGUGGGAGCUCCACACAGCUAGACCCCCCCACCCCACUGAUCUCAACCAGCUGCAUCCUGAUCCCCACACUCCCCCAGCACCCAGGUUCCCCUCUCCCGCUGAGCCCUAACCAGCCGGAGAGUGCUAUUCACCCAGAACCCCCCAGUGACUUGCUGUGUAUCUAGAUCCUUCCUCUCCCCUCCCCCCCCCCCCCGAGAUUGCACCACACAGAACCUUGGUGGGGAAAUUCUGCACCAAAAAAAUAAAAAAAAUUCUGCAUAUUUUAUUUGUCAAAAUAACUACUGCUGGGGGAAUUCUGCACCACUGCGUGUGCGCAGAACCAUCCCCUGGCAGCGUCUCUGCUGCCUGCAAAACAAUGGUUUCUGUGGGGAAGCAAAAAGCAGCUGUACCAGCGCGCUCUCCCCCUCAGCAAUGCAGGCGCCUCUGUUCGGGUAGCCGGGGGAGAGGUGGUCUGGGGAUGUCCUGGCUGCCCAGGGCCGUUAGUCCUGGGUGGGCAGGGGAGAGGAGGACGAUGACAACAGAGUCAGAGCUCCCCCUUCCUCUCCCCUGCACGAAGCAACCAGAGCUGGGUCAGAAACCCCCCAGCUGCAGGAAGCUCUGCACCGUGGGGGGGGGGGGGGGUCUGGGUGCAGGGGGUGAGGGCUCAGUGCUUUGGGAGUUCCAGGUGCUGGGGGGGUGUUUGAGUGCGGGGGGUCCAGACAUAGGUGCUGACUUUUAUCUACCCUCGAUCUGCCUCUUUCUGCCCCAUUCCAUCCCAUCCCCAAGGCCCCCACCCACCCAGCUCUCACUGCACUCCCUGAGCCACCAAUCAGUGGUGUAGUGGCGCUGCCAAUCUGAGCACCCAUUGUAACUUUUCUGUGGGUGCUCCACAGAAUCAGUGCCUAUGCAUCUGGAUACACAAGUGUUGGGAGGACAUGGAGAGCAGCUCCCUGGACAGUGACCUCCUCCUCCCACUUCAUGCCCCCGUUGCUCCUCAGCCACAGGGGAAAGGGUCACCGUCCGCCCAAUUCCUGUGCACCUGGACGCCUUCCCCCACUGAACCUCACCCUCCCUGCUCCCAGAAACCCCCCACCAAGCUGAGCUUCAUCCCCUCCAUCAGGAGCCCCCCACCAAACCCCCGAUACCCAAAUCCACACACCCCUGAGCUUCAGCAGCCCACCCCACUGACCCCAAAACGCUGCACCCUGACCCCAACCCCACCAAGCCCCACUUCCCUACCAUCCAGUCCUCGCUGAGCCCCCCACAUUCCCCCACUGAGCUCUAACCACCUUCACCUGGACUCGCCUGCAGAGUCCCAUUCCCCCUGCACUCAGAACCCCCCAAUGAGCCCCUGUGCAUCCAGAUCCCCGCCAGGCCUCCCACCCAGCUGUCCGCACCCAGAUUGUACCCCACAGAACACUGGUGUUCUUGAGAGAAUUCUGCACCAAAAGUAAAAAAUUCUGUGCCUACAAAUGUUAAAAUUCUGCAUAUUUUAUUUGUGAAAAUUACACAGUAACAGUAUAAUCACACCAAUACUUGCUGACAAGUAUUUUGAAAUAAAUUAUCAAAACAAUUGAAAAUGGUGUGAUUAUAUUGUGUUAUUUUGACAAAUAAAAUAUGCAGAGUUUUGCAGAAUUUUUAAUUUUUUGGCACAGCAUUCCCUCAGGAGUAUUGUACAAACCUUUGGUCUCUUACUACAAAGGGGUGGCCCCUGGAAACUACAGGUCCCAGCAUGCAAUGCAAGCAAUCUAAGAUGCAGUGUUAUAUGCUGGGGCCUGCAGGUUGCCUAGGGAUGGGCUACCUGCCUGGCUACAUCUGCAACAGCUUCCCCCCUGUUAAAUUGUCCAGGGGCCAAAUGCUGGUCACUUGCUUUUGGCAGCCAAGUUUACAGCCUCUUUAGCCCUUCAGUAAUGUCAAACGAGCAUCACCACGAGAGCCAGCCGGCUCCAGAGCAUGUGUCUCGUUCCUGGUCCUUGGACAGUCAUCGCAGCUCGGUACAUGUACGGCCUGGAAUCGGUCACUCUUAUUUUUAUCAGUGUCAAGAAUAAACAUGCUCAUCUGGCUUAA